This is a messenger RNA of Mus pahari (shrew mouse), 1789 nucleotides long. It is a transcript of the gene Henmt1, whose product is annotated as HEN methyltransferase 1. Lineage: Eukaryota; Metazoa; Chordata; Mammalia; Rodentia; Muridae. The record is from RefSeq and is a predicted model, not a curated record. Gene Ontology annotation, biological process: piRNA processing; RNA methylation; siRNA processing. Gene Ontology annotation, cellular component: cytoplasm; nucleus. The transcript is spliced from 8 exons. The coding region runs from base 158 to 1351 and encodes 397 amino acids. Gene Ontology annotation, molecular function: O-methyltransferase activity; RNA methyltransferase activity.
GCUUUCCCGGUUGGAUUUGCUUCUUGCCCAUGGGCAUCUCAUGUGCAAAGGGAUUACUGGGCAUUUACAGCAGAGUUGCCACUGAUUCUGAUACAGAGCCCAGAGGAUAAAUCUGCAUUAUUCUUAUUUGUUUGUCACAAUAGAAGUCGGAAACAAAAUGGAAAUGGCAGAAAACAUACCGUGCAAUAGUGUGGUUGGUGGCAAUUUUAAAGAAGUUUGUCCAGAGAAGGUAAUUCGGUUCAAACCACCAUUAUACAAACAACGGUACCAGUUUGUUAGAGAUUUAGUGGAUCGCCAUGAACCCAAGAAGGUUGCCGACCUGGGAUGUGGCGAUACCAAGCUCCUAAAGCUGCUAAAAAUCUACCCAUGCAUUCAACUGCUUGUUGGGGUAGAUAUCAAUGAGGAAAAAUUGCAUUCAAAUGGGCAUCGCUUGUCUCCCUAUUUAGGGGAGUUUGUGAAACCCCGGGAUCUAGAUCUGACCGUCACCUUGUAUCAUGGCUCUGCUGUGGAGAGGGACUCACGCUUGCUGGGAUUCGACUUGAUAACAUGCAUUGAAUUAAUAGAGCACUUGGAUUCAGACGAUCUGGCCAGAUUUCCUGACGUGGUUUUUGGAUACCUGUCACCAGCCAUGGUUGUCAUCAGCACCCCAAAUGCUGAAUUCAACCCCCUGUUUCCUACAGUGACCCUGAGGGACGCCGACCAUAAAUUUGAGUGGAGCAGAAUGGAGUUUCAGACCUGGGCUUCACACGUGGCAAACUGCUACAAUUACCGUGUGGAGUUUACCGGGGUAGGGACACCACCAGCUGGAUCUGAGCAUGUUGGAUAUUGUACCCAGAUAGGUGUCUUUACGAAAAACGGUGGGAAGCUCUCUGAACCCUCGUUUUCCCAGCAGUGUGACCAGCAUGUUUAUAAACCUGUUUAUACAACUUCCUACCCGAGUUUACAGCAGGAGAAGGUGCUCAAGUUUGUUCUGGUUGGGGAACUCCUGAUACAAGUGGACCGACUGAGGCUGAGAUACCAGAGAAUGCUACGGGACCGGGACCGGGAGAAGGACCAGGGCCCUAAGCCUGGGGACACGGACUCCUGCCCAGCGCCCCACCUACUGCUGGGAGCAGUCUUCACAGAGGCUGAAAAGGCCAGGAUAGAAAGUACUCCCAAACCCUUCUGUGAAGGAGAGAAGUUUUACAUACCCCUGCGGAGACUGCUCACUUACCCCAGACUGCACCGCCUGUGUGCUGAUGAAGACAGGGUGCGAUCCCUCAUUGCUGACUCAGUGUGCUUAAGCAGUGAUGGCUCCGCAGUUGUGGUGGACCUGCAUAAUUCUUGGGAUUAUCGGCCUGAAGAUAACUGAGCCACUCGGAUUUCUCGAAGCCCAGAGACCCACUGAUAGUUGGGUUCACUUAGAAUUCAAACUUUUUUUUUCAUUUUAGCGGUGCCGGGACUCGAACCCUUGCCCAUGGUAAGCAAGCACUCUGCCACUCAGCUCCAUCCUCAGCCCUAGAACUUAAACUCUGUAAGUCCUAAUUCAAGAAAUAGUUUGAGAGUUUUAACACAAAUUGGGUCCUGAUCUCAAUGACAGAUCUGCCUGACAUACAGACUGCUCUUUGCCUGAGAAAGGGCUUAACUAAAAGUAGUUGCUUUCUUUUAAAAUUAGAUUUUUUUUUUUUUUAAUUUGGAGUUUACAACAGUGAAGAAAUUGGAUGUGGUAAUGUGUUAAUUUUAUCUUCACCCAAAUUUUGGUGUUAGAACAACCGUAUGUUGUAUGUGACAUUAAAACAUUUAAAUGUAA